AUGGCCGAAGCACCCCCAAAAAAACGCGCGCGCUCGUCGGCGUGCGGUCGCUGCGGCCCGUGCCUCGCGCCGGAAUGCGGUUUGUGCAAACCCUGCCUCGACAUGCGCAAGCGCGGCGGCCCGGGAACCUUGCGAAAGAAAUGCGUGGCGCGAAUUUGCGUGGCGCCGGUGUCGAGCGACGCGAGGCCGCCGCGCGUCACGCCGACGCCGCCACGAUCAUCACCACCGCCGAACACGCCGCUGCCGGAAUUCGGGCACGAGUCGCAGCCGGAGCUCCUCGAGGUCUGGAACGAGCAGCAGCGGCUGCGCAAUUGCGUGCCGCCGCGCUGGGCGCCCGCGGGCGAGCGCGUCAAGGCGGGCCUGCAGCCGUAUCCGCCCAUCACGGUCGCGGCCGCCCGCGCCGCGCGAGGACGCGCGGCCGCGGAGCCCGGGCCGGCGGCGCCCGAGCCGGACGCCGACGACGACGCACCCGCGCCGGAGCCUGUGGCGGACGGCGCCGCGCCCGCCCCGGAGCCUGUGGCGGACGGCGCCGCGCCCGCCCCGGAGCCUGUGGCAGACGACGACGCGCCCGCGCCGGAGCCCGUGGCGGACGACGACGCGCCCGCGCCGGAGCCCGUGGCGGACGACGACGCGCCCGCGCCGGAGCCGGAGGACGACGCCGCGCUGCGGGCGACGGAGACGCCGUUCCGCGCCGCGCUCGCCGCGCACGCCGCGUCGGUCGACCUCAUCGCGACGGGCGACACGGUCGCGGGCUUUGCCCCGCCCACCGACGCGAUGCUGGCGGCGGCGACCGGCGCGUGCGCCGCGGCGCUGCCCGACGGCGACUGCGAGGACCUGUCGAGCGUGCGCCUGGCGAAGGAGUACUACGACCACUGGAAGCCCGACGAGGUGCGGGCCAUCGUCCUCGCGGAGUCGCACGUCUUCACGGCGCCGGAGGAGCAGGCGGCGAAGCGGCUGUCCGACGCGGCGUUCGAGCGCCUGCGGCGGGAGCACGGCUACGACGGCCCGCGCGGCUACGUGCGCCUCGUGAACUGCCUCGGCUACGGCGAGCAGGCCCUCUGCGCCGACGGGCGCGCCGCCGACCGGGGCUCGACGCAGUUCUGGCAGCUCCUCGCGGCGUGCAGCCGCGAGCUCGCGCCGGCCACGCCCGCGACGCCGGUCGUCGGCCCGGGCGGCCAGCUCAGCGACGUCCUGAAGCUGGGCUCGCCGCGGCUCGCGGACCGGCUCGCGGCGAAGUUCCGCGUCAUGCGCGACCUCAAGGCGCGGGGCAUCUGGCUCCUCGACACGUGCGUCGUCGGCUGGUACAUCCCCCAGGCGACGUACUACGUGCGGUCGGCGCGGAACGGCGAGGUCCAGCGCAAGGCGAAGGAGCGGCCGCCGAAGCGGUGCAAGACGCCCGCGCUGACGCUCUCGUGGGAGCUCUACACGAAGCACGUCGUCCGCGCGGCGGCGGCGGCGGGCCACCUGAAGGCGCUCAUACCCAUCGGAGCGGAGGUCUUCGCGGCCAUCGGCCUCGACCGCCUCCGCGCCGCGGCGCCGGGCGCGGUCGUGCCCGGCGAGGCCUUCCCGGCGCCCAACGCCUGGGUCCGGGGCGGCUACGGGCCCUACUACGCCUACCUCUCGGCGAUCUGCGCGCCGGGCGCGGACGUCGCGAACGUCCCGCUGCCGCGCCCGCAGACGACCGGCCGGGCCGCGCCCGCCGCCGCGCCUGCCGCCGCGCCGAGCGCGGUCGUCACGCCCGGCCCCGCGGCCGCGGCCGCCGCCGCGCCGAGCGCGGUCGUCACGCCCGGCAAGGUCCCGAAGCCGCACGGGCACGCGCCCCUCGGCGCGACCUGGGACGGCGCCAGGGGCGAGUGGGUCCGCGCCGCCUCGCCGCCGCCGGACCCUGUCGUCGAGGCGGAGCCCGCGGCCGCCGACGAGGAGCUGACGGAGUGGCGCGCGGCGGUCGGCGACGAGUGGGCCGACUGGCGCGGUUGCAUUUGCAACGGUCCGUACCACGGCUCGAUGGUCGGCUGCGACGGCGGCUGCGACAACUGGUUCCACUUUGCGUGCGUUGGGAUCACGCGCCUGCCGCGCGGCGAGUUCUACUGCGAAGAGUGCAAGGCCAGGCGCGAGGCCAAGCGGCGGCGGCUCGAGGCUGCGGCGUCGACGCCCAGGCCCAAGCCUAAGCGCAGCGCGCCGACGCCGCGGCCGACGCCCGACGAUCGCCGCCGCGCCCGCACGAAGAAAUCCGGGCGGCGCCCGGCGGCCAAGCCCUCGGCGAAGCGUCUCAAGCCGCCGGCGCCGCGGACGCGCCCUGCGGCGCCCAGGCGAGCCGCUCGUAGCGCCUAA
Molecule: messenger RNA, 2331 nt
Organism: Pelagomonas calceolata
Lineage: Eukaryota; Pelagophyceae; Pelagomonadales; Pelagomonadaceae
Source: the annotation of a GenBank genome assembly